CGCAACCCCCUCCGAGUCGCGCGCGAGGCGUGAGGCGGUGCUGAGGAUCUGUGGCCGCGGGCGGGCAGCUUGACGUCGGGACUGUCCAGCGAGCGAGCGAGAGAGCCACAGCAGCCCCGGAGCCACAGCCAACAGCCGCAGUCCGCGGAGCCCAGCCCAGCCGGCCAUGGCGCUAUCGAUGCCCCUGAACGGGUUGAAGGAGGAGGACAAAGAGCCCCUCAUCGAGCUCUUCGUCAAGGCUGGCAGUGAUGGCGAGAGCAUCGGCAACUGCCCCUUCUCACAGAGGCUCUUCAUGAUCCUUUGGCUCAAAGGAGUUGUGUUUAGCGUCACAACCGUCGACCUGAAAAGGAAGCCUGCAGAUCUGCAGAACUUGGCUCCCGGGACCCACCCACCGUUUAUAACCUUCAACAGCGAGGUCAAAACGGAUGUAAAUAAGAUUGAGGAAUUUCUUGAAGAAGUCCUGUGCCCCCCCAAGUACUUAAAGCUGUCACCAAAACACCCAGAGUCAAACACUGCCGGAAUGGACAUCUUUGCCAAAUUCUCUGCUUACAUCAAGAACUCGAGGCCAGAGGCUAACGAAGCACUGGAGAGGGGGCUCCUGAAGACACUGCAGAAACUGGAUGAGUAUCUGAACUCUCCCCUUCCCGAUGAGAUCGACGAGAACAGCAUGGAGGACAUCAAGUUCUCCACCAGGAGAUUCCUGGAUGGCGAUGAGAUGACGCUAGCGGACUGCAACCUGCUGCCCAAGCUACACAUCGUCAAGGUGGUGGCCAAAAAAUACCGCAACUUCGAUAUUCCCAAAGAAAUGACGGGCAUCUGGAGGUACCUGACAAAUGCCUACAGCAGGGAUGAGUUCACCAACACCUGUCCCAGCGACAAGGAGGUAGAAAUCGCUUACAGUGAUGUCGCCAAGAGACUUGCCAAGUAGACAGCACUUUUGAGAGAGAUGCCUUCAGAUUCCCCCCAAAUACGCUUUCCUAACAGACUGCCCUGCCUCCUCUAAAGUAGAAGUUAUUUUGCAUGAACAUGCAGUUACUCAAGACUAGGAUUAAAGCUAGACAAAGUGUAGUAGCCAUCUCCAGUACACACUCCUAAGCAGUAUUAUUCUAAAGUCCUCUGCCCAGCCCACCUGCCCUGCCCGUCGGAGGUACUCCGCCACCAGCUCGUCACAUGAGAGGCAGUUUGCCAUCAGUCUGGAGCCCCGACCUUCAUGUCCAUUCACUGCAUGUAGGUGACAGAAUUUGAGGUGCAAUGUUCAACCAUUAGAAUAGUAGCCAUGACAACAGUGGCCCCACGCUGGUGUAUAAUGCAUGGUACAAAGAAUAUUUAUGUAUGGGGGAGAGUUGUAGUACUGAAUAGCGAAUAUGGAAGGAUUGCUACUGUGUUGGACACACUGUCUCAGUGUAGGCUGUGCUGGAGUGUGCUGUCUGGGAAGACCACCUUCCGCAGAGAGAUUGCUGGUUUCUUGGCAGACACUUAAUUUUACCUAAAAUGUGUCAUUUGUAUAAAUUGUAACAUCUGAUACUAUGCAGAAACUGAGAGAGUGAGUGCUGGGAAGACAUUCUCGAUGAUAAGAUGGGUGGGUUUUGUCUUACGUUAUCUGCUCCGUGGGUUCACCCAGGACCAUGCUUACGUUUGCAGCAGUAUUGCUGCCUCCAUUGUUAACAGGUUUUUUUCCCCCUCUUUCUCUUUCUCUCUGUCUCUGUCUCUCUCUCUCUCUCUCUCUCUCUCUCUGUCUCUCUCUGUCUCUCUCUCUCUAGUUCAUGGGGUUCAGGGUGAGCUUAUUGAAGUCAAGUACACUUAACUCCUAAAGCAGGGUCUCUGGGGAACGGGGUGAAGUAUGCAUCAUCUGGCCCAUCUUAAACUCCCAUGAAGCACAGGUCACAUGCUCCCGUCCCCCCUUCAUUUACAUUAGACCAAGUGUGAGGUCCUUCUUGGGAUACAUUGUGGUUGUCAUAGUGUGGAUUUCCCACAGCUGUGCCUAAUGUCACUUGCCACGCCAAGGAAUAGCACUCUGUUCUUUUCUUGCCCUUUGUUCUGAGAUGAGAUGUUUCUCUGAAGGUCUGGUUGGCCUGGGACUUGGGAGGUGAACGAAUUGGCCUCAAAGCUGUGGCAUCCUCCUGCAUUUUCCUCCCAAAUGCUGGGAUUAUGAGCCUGCACCAUCACGUCUGGCUUGUUUUCUCAUUUUUUAAACAAAGUCUAAGAUGAAAGAGAAUGAGUUUGGAAAAAGAGAUUUGCUGUGUGGUUACUGUCCCCGUCCCAUCCAAACAAAGUGGACUUUCUACAUAGUACCCCAGAGCCUGUUUGUGACUCUGUUAUAUUUUUGGUGAUUUUUUUUUUAAAUGUAACUUGUUAAAGAAGUGCUGUUUCUCGCAGGCUUUCCGUCCUACAAUGCACCGCUUUAAGGUGGCCUGCUUUCCCCUUUGGUGUGCAGACAGUAAAUAAAUAAGUCGGCUCUG
Messenger RNA from Microtus oregoni (creeping vole), 2459 nucleotides. RefSeq names its product chloride intracellular channel 4 (gene Clic4). The transcript has 6 exons. Bases 167 to 928 code for a protein of 253 amino acids. The record is from RefSeq and is a predicted model, not a curated record. NCBI's taxonomy places the organism in Eukaryota, Metazoa, Chordata, Mammalia, Rodentia, Cricetidae.